AUGGGAAAAUAUCAAAGCAAAGAAUUCUUUAGGCGAGUUAAAGUCGUUUUUGUAGCUGUGCUGUGUUGUGUCUUGCCUGCGUUAGAUUUUGGUAAAAUGCUUUAUCAGCGUCGACAUCUUCUCCCCGAAAAAUCUCAUUCCGGAGCUUCUUUGAACUUUUCUAAUGUCUGUGAUGUUCAUGUAUGA
Clunio marinus is the source of this 186-nucleotide messenger RNA. NCBI's taxonomy places the organism in Eukaryota, Metazoa, Arthropoda, Insecta, Diptera, Chironomidae. The record is from the annotation of a GenBank genome assembly.